This is a messenger RNA of Magallana angulata, 2991 nucleotides long. RefSeq lists its product as uncharacterized. The record is from RefSeq and is a predicted model, not a curated record. Bases 228 to 1664 code for a protein of 478 amino acids. The transcript is spliced from 7 exons. NCBI's taxonomy places the organism in Eukaryota, Metazoa, Mollusca, Bivalvia, Ostreida, Ostreidae.
UUCUUGUAGCAACUUUUAUAUUGCCUGGUUUCUCAUUUACCCAGACAAGCCCAGUCAAAGAGAAAAUAGGAUCAAAACAUGCGAAAGGUAUCUUUCCUAGUGGUUCGAAAUUGAAAGCAACUUUAUGACGGUGUUUAAAAUCCAGAAUUCACAGUGUUUAGUUCAAUUAUGCAUGUAUUGGGAGGUGUCAAUAUACAGUUUUCGUAUCAAAUGUUUGUCAAUGAGGAAUGAACUGCCCUUUGUUGACUACACGCAACAAUACUUUACUCAAACUCUUCCGGGUAUUAGGACAAGUUUCGAUUAGUAAUAUUUUGGAUAUGGCGUCGAUUUCGAGAGAAAGGUUGUUGCUAUUGCUGUUCCUAAUAUCUGAUGGUGCUGGAAACACGAUGGUAAACAAGUGCAAAGAUUUGGCCAGUACAAAAUCAAUACCAGUUGUUUCAUUUUGCAACGAUCAGAACAUGGAAUUGAACUCUCAAAUUACACUUGACGCCUACCAGCCUUCUUUUGGUGCAAGUGCUCCCUUCUGUAUGUGUGAGGUCAAAAUAUUGAGCACACAGACAUUUUCGAGUCUUUACGUUUCACAGGAAAGUACCAUCAUACCUCCAGGAGACUGUGGAUUACAAAUAGAGAUAGCAAAUGCUACACAAACUAUCCGAACUGUUCAAUGUUCUACCAUAGUAGAUACAGAGUAUACACUCGAUCUCUAUCAAGGUUCCAGUAUUGUGAUUUCUUUGGCUAAUAUUUCCGAAUCCUGGUCUGAUGGAUUUUGUUUUCGUCUCUCGUUGAGGUUUGAGAAAUCCCCUAUAAGCGUGCAGUGUUUUAAUCCUGGGGUAACCAUCGUCCCUUCCCAACCCUAUACCACGGACACACCAACAACUUCCACCACUGUUUCAUCUGUUACUACAUCAACUGUGACAUCACAUGUGACGUCGAGCGUGAAAUCAACUACAUCAACGUCCAGUACGGUAUCAUCGGGCACUACGCAAACUGAGUUUUCCCAAACGACAGCUACAUCAACAUCUUACAGCACAUCAUCUGGCGAUGUACUUUCCUCGACAGUCACAGACACUGAGAAAGUGGAAUCAACAAUGGGUGUCAGUACAGGCACAACGACCCUUGUAAAGACAUCUUCAGUGGGCAAGGAAGAUGUUACUUCAAACGUCAAAAAAGUUAUUCAUACCUCAGAUUUCAAUAUUUUAUAUGCUGUUAUACCAGUGAUUGGAGUCAUUUUGAUUGGAAUUCUCUGUCUCGUCUUCAUAUGGUAUAGAAGGCGACGUGACGCAAAGGAACGAAUGUCCAGUCGGGAACGAUUACAAACGUCAACAGCCUCCUCAUCUAACGGAACGGAUACACAUCCACAGAAUAAAGCAUACAGAGAAACACACACUGCAAACCACAGAAUGAAAAACGAUCCUGAAUUUUACUAUUACGACGACCAACCUACACAGCAAACAGCGUUGUAUGCGACCGUGUACAAGGGAGCGACAUCAAAGGAAAACAAUCCAAAAAGAACCAGCCAUUAUGUGAGGAAUAAAGAGGGAAAAGACAUCCCAAGAAGUAAUUUGGGACUAGAUCAAACGGCAAGAAAUACUUCAAGGGGAAGUUCUAACGACAAUUCAGUUGUUUAUGUGACUGUUAACGGCGGCAAGAGAUUCAUUUUAUAGAUAUUUAACAGAAGAGAGUAAACAAAAUAUAGUGGUUUAUUUAAUCCGAUUGAAAAUUACAUGGUUGUUAUAUAAUUUUCCUUUCUCAAUUCAACAGUGAAAUUUAACAUGAAUUCAGGAUAAAUAAGCAACAAAAACAACAACUGUAAUGAUAAACUGAAUGAUAAAGUAAUUUUUGUUCUUUAAAAAAACACCCCACAUUUAACUCGGAUUCAAAGCAGAAGUAUUAAUUUAUUCAAUAUCUUGGUAAAUUAUAAAGUUUUUUUUUCAUUUUAUUUAUUUGUUGACUUAUGUAAAUAAACUGUAAUGUCGUUGUACAUUUAUUAUAUGAGAGGAUAACCAUAAUUACAAACAGUACAUGUAACUAUUUGUUUUGAAUGAAUUGAAUGCAAUCAUGUCCAUUUUUAUGUUGUAUAACCUUAUUUACAUAUUAUCAAGAAUUGUUAAUUUUUUUCACAAGUUCUGAAGACCGUCUUUGAAAGUACAUGUUCAUGUAUGUUCACAAAAUAUCAAAACUAUUGCUGCUUAAUUGCACCUUAUGAUUUGUGUCAUAUGAUAUUAUUGUAUAUAACGGUUAACAAAUUAUAAGGUCUGAAACACACAGAAAAAAAUAUCUACAUGGGUGCAUUGGUUCAUGAUCAGCGGAAGGCCUGGUGUGUUCUGCACUCGUCUAGAACCAAAUUAGACUUUGCACAUCUAUUAUUAUAGUCAGCAACAUGGAGUCAGUAACGUUUUCUUUUAUUAUUUUUCUUUCUUUAUGCAUAUACCAACAUUUUGGCCCUUGAGAAAAAAAGCACUUCUUAGGUUUGUUACUGCCUACAAACGGAAAUAUGGUUUGUUAAAGAGCUUGAAAGAUUUCGAUUUGUUAGCCUCGCCUUCUAUGAACUCUAACCAUCUGACAUAUUUCUGUAGACAAUCAGCAUCAAACCUGAUAAGUAAUAAAAUAUUUGAAAUUCGUAUAAUUAUUCUACUGUAUCAACUUACAUCAUCGGUACUUUACUAUCAAUAAUUAGAUGAAUUGAUAUAAUAAUAUGUUUUCAUUAUGUGAUUUCAUGUAGAAAGUGAUAGUCAUGUGUAUCUAAAUAAUUUGAACGUAUAUGUUACAUGUUACUUGCCUGUAUGCGGGGUCUCUGCUAAUAGAAAAAUACAUUUCAACUUUAAGUAUAUUUACAUGCACAUGGUAAUAAAUUGCUAUGAAUCAUCCUUUUUGAUUAAUUACAGUUGGUAGGUUAUUUCAUAAAAUUUAUGCCAUUACGUGUAUGGUCUUAGUUUCCUUAUUACUAUGCAUAAUUAUGAUUAUACAUGUACUCCAUUGUUGAAAAUCACA